Molecule: messenger RNA, 682 nt
Organism: Hyposmocoma kahamanoa
Lineage: Eukaryota; Metazoa; Arthropoda; Insecta; Lepidoptera; Cosmopterigidae
Gene: B9d1
Product: B9 domain-containing protein 1
Exons: 3
Coding region: 65-658 (197 amino acids)
Biological process (GO): cilium assembly
Cellular component (GO): MKS complex
Source: RefSeq, a predicted model, not a curated record
UAAAUGCAGCCGGGUGUUUUCGCUGAAAUCUCUUUCAUAACUUUUAUAUUAAUCGGAUAUAGUAAUGAAUGAAAGUGAAAUAACUAAGUUUUUGGUGUCCUUUAGCGGUCAAAUAGAGUACAUAAUAUUUCCGGCGGGAGUUUUCGACGACAAUUUGUACAUUCAGUAUGACACCGUAUGGGGUGCGGAUUGGGAGCCUGUAUCAGGACUUACUUUUGGGACCAGCCAAAUGGCACAAUCUGGCAAGGAUCCUGAGAGAGUUGUUUUCAAUAUGCCACUGGAAAUGGUCUUUAGUAGCACAAAUGUCUCGGGCUGGCCCCAAAUUAUAGUAACAGUGCGAGCACAGAAUUCGCUAAGCGGAGACUCGCUGCGCGGAUACGGGCUCGCAUUGUUACCGCCAACGACGGGGCCACGGCGAAUCACUGCGUCACUAGUGCGGCCCCAGGCCGCUACAUUGCUAGGGGAAUGGUUGGCGUGGGUUACAGGACGAUACCCAGAGCUAGUUGACCCUAAGAUGCUUGCUAAUGGCAAAGAGAACUAUUUACUACGCACGGAAUCCUACGGCAGUAUCACCUUAAGUUUGACAAUGGUUUCCAAGGACCUGCGCAAGCUAGGCUACGAUAACCUGCCACCGCCGUACAGAGCCACCGAUAUUUGAAAUUAUAAUGAAUAAAACAUAUCU